CAUCCCCGGGCCCAAUCCAGGUGUAGCUCUACUCGGUCCCGGCCUCAGUACCAGCGACGGCGUACCGGGCACGACUAUGAGGGCGCCCUGCCAGAGGUCCGGGGAAAAAGAAGAGGUCCAGGAGGAGGAGGUGGCGGCGGCUGCUGGGGGUCUUGCAGGAGUCCCGGACGCCGAGGAGGGAUCGGAUGUGGAUUUGGGCUCUGACCUAGAGACGGAAGGCACGCAUGGAAUAAAGGUCCAGGACACUUACCUGAGAUCCUGCCAGGCCCGCAGCGUAAUGCCUGUCUCCUGCGUUCUGCGCCAAGGGAAGGCCCCGGAGCUGAACCUGCAGCACUACGGCCUGGGGCCCCAGGGGGCCAAGGCUCUGGCUUAUGCACUGACCUCCAAUCCCUAUUUCAAGCAGCUGAACCAUCCAGACAAUGGGUUCUGUGGGGCCGGUGUGGAGGCCCAAAAGCAGCAGCAAAGGAAGUGGUACUGGCCCCCAGCUGUGGAACUGUCAGAGAACCGGCUGGGAGUGAGCGGAGCCCAGGCUGUUCGUGCCACCCUUGCAGGGAUAGCUUUGCAGAAGUUACAGCUGGCAGGGAAUGGACUGGAGGAGCAGGCGGCCAAGUACCUUGCUGAACUCCUGCUGGCUCACACAGGCCUGAAACCUUUGGACCUGAGCCAUAACCAGCUGAAUGACCAAGCAGGGAAGAUGCUCAGACCAGCCUUGGCAGAAAAAGGACUCACUGAACUGAAUUUAAGCUGAAAUCACCUUCGAGGCCCAGGAGCUGUAGCCUUUGCUGGGGGCCUGGAGGCAAACACCUUCCUGAGGGCCCAGGACCUCUCACCCAAUGGCUUCGGAGAUCCUGGGGCCUCUGCAGUAGGUGAGGCACUGCCCAACAACAUGUUGGAGAAACUCAGUAUGAGCAGCAGCCGCAUCUCUGUGGUGGGAGCCCGGAGCCUGCGCCGGUGCCUCUGGGCCAAGGAGAUGCUGAGGAUUCUUGCUGUGUCCAGGAAUCCCAUGAGAAGUGAAGGCUGCUUUGGCAUUCUCAAGUCUGUUCAGGACAAUCCAGUGUCUGUCCUAGAACUGCUGGACUUCUCUGAUAUCGAGGUGAACAAAGAGUUUGAUGACUUCGCUAGCUCAGUGGAGGGAAUUCUUCCCGGACUUUGCAUAAAGACCACAGACAGAGUGGAGUACAAGAAAGAGUUGCUGCCAGCCUUCAGACCAUCCCCACGGGGGUCUACCCCUAAAUGA
Messenger RNA from Manis pentadactyla (Chinese pangolin), 1237 nucleotides. It is a transcript of the gene LRRC74B, whose product is annotated as leucine rich repeat containing 74B. Lineage: Eukaryota; Metazoa; Chordata; Mammalia; Pholidota; Manidae. The record is from RefSeq and is a predicted model, not a curated record. Gene Ontology annotation, molecular function: protein binding.